CAGCAAUUGCACUGAAGUUGUGGAGGGUCAGAGUGCUUAACUGGUAACACGGAGCGACAUGAGAUCAUCAGUUUACAUCCCAGGUCCUUCUCAUCUGUUACUGUAUAUCAAAGCAGAAAAGAGUCAUAAUGAAUGAUGUUACAGUCUGAGGUUCCCAUUGAGUUGCAGCAGAUUUUUCUGUUCUACAUUUAGACUGUGCUUCUUCGGGGGAGGAGGUGACUCCAUAUGAUUCCUCAUAUCACAGCUGCAAGAGAUGUCAGUCCCCCCAGAGGAUCAUGAGUGUAUAUAACAAGGAUCUGCUUGGCUGGCUGCCUGUUUUUGUUUACUAAAUGUGAAACAGUUUCAUUACGUUGUUUCAAACAGCUGAACAGCCCAGGGUGGAGACUGCGCUCUUGCUGGGGAUGAGCCAGUCAUGGACACAUGAUAGCUGGUAACACCAACCGCCAAACUACAAGGCAUUGCAAAACUGCAGAGGCUUCCAAUGCAUUCAGAGACAUGAGAUCAACAGAGAAACAGAAAGAGAAAAGAUAUUCAUUCCCACUCUGGAAGAGAUUGAGUUGAAUGUGUGGGAAUUUUUUUUUCCAUUAACAAAAGAAGAUGCAUAAAAAUGAUUAAAAAGUGAAAAGGACUUAACUGCUGAGAGACGGAGAGACCUUUGAGAUAUUCUGAAGUUGGAUUAAACUUUUAUUGAAGUAGUCUGUACAGAGAUGUAAGAUUAGCACUGCUUUCUCACUCAUGUCACCACUGUGAACAGUAUGAUUUUUGCAUAGCUGAACUAGUUUCCAUGAUUAAUUUUUAAUGCCGCAAAUAACACUGGAGUUGUACCUUCAUGGGCGUUGGUUUAUAUUGUGUGAAAUGCUUUGCAAGAGGUCAGCACUGGUCUUGCAGGAUUAUAAUACAAAGGCUCGGUACAAGAAGGAAAAUUAGGGAAGCGAAUUUGUGAGGGCACAUCAGAUAUACAAAUGAAGCUGAAUAGUCAAGUGAAGGAAUCCAAGCUUACUUUUUCAAGUUUAAGACAGGUUUGAAAGCAACACUGUCUAAAGAUUUUUUGAUGCUUUGGAAGGCAGCUUUAUUGUCAACAGGAUGGAGAAGCGUGAGGGUAUUAAUGGAGAGGCAGUUGAACAGCGUACUUCCUCGGAGAGUGAGGCUGUGGUUCAAUCUGGAGGCAAGGUCCACUUCCCUGUGACCAUCCCGAUUAGCACACUCCUGUUCUGUGCGGAAGUAAUAGCAGCCGGAGUGUUAUGUGGAUUGUAUAGCCGACAGGAGGAUACAUUCUGGUUGGCAUUGACAAUUCUGUUCAUGGUGGUUCCAUCAGUACUAAUCCAGUUAGCCCUAACGUUCAUUCACCGAGACCUGAGUCGUGAUCAACCGUUGAUUUUGCUUCUGCACAUGCUUCAGUUGGGACCAGUAAUCAGAUGUGUGGAGGCACUGAUCAUCUACUGUCGUUCUGGGAGGAAGGAAGAGCCUUAUUACAGCAUCACCCGCAAAAGGAAUCUGCUGAAGUAUGGAGAAGAAGAGAUUGAGAAGCAAAUUGGACAGUCGUCACUAAAGCUAACUACUCACUGUAAUGCCUUUAAACGUGCAUCAGUUAUCCAGGCUUUUUUGGGCUCCAUCCCUCAGCUGACACUGCAGCUGUAUGCCAGUGUAGAGGAAAAAUACAUUCCACCAGAGAGAGGGGUUCUGAUGGGGAUCUGCUUAGCAUCUGUCACCUAUGGUGCCCUCAUCUGUAACGUCUUGGCCAUACAGAUCAAGUACGAUGAUUAUAGAAUACGAAUGAAGCCAUUGGCAGUCAUCUGCAUUGUUUUGUGGCGGGUCUUUGAAAUUGCAACCCGGGUUAUUGUCUUGGUACUCUUCUGUACUGCCCUUAAGUACUGGAUCUGCAUUGUUGCCCUCACUAAUAUUUUUACUGUGUUCUUUUAUCCAUGGAUCCAGUUCUGGAGGUCCAAAACAUCACUGCCAGAAAAUAUUGAAAAGAACUUUAGUAAAUUUGGCACUGUGGUGGUUCUGUGUCUAGUCACAUUUCUGUAUGCUGGCAUCAACAUGUUCUGCUGGUCUGCCGUUCAUCUGAACCUUGGUGACCGUGAUUUAAUCGACAAGUCUAUGAACUGGUGUCACCUGUCAGUACAUUAUGCUGUACGUUUACUGGAGAACACAUUGCUCCUGUUGCUGUGGUACUUUCACAAAACUGAUUUCUAUGAGUACAUUUGUACACCAUUCUUAGUUGUUCAGCUGCUCAUCUGUUAUUGCUUUGGCAUAUUUUUCAUGUUAGUGUUUUAUCAGUACUGUCAUCCCUGCCGAAAACUCUUCUCACACAACUUCGCAGACUGGUUGCACUGUAUAUGCUGUGAGCGAACAAACCAACAAAGAAUGAAGUCUCGUAAUUUCAGCAAGGGUGGAAGGCCUAUUGAUGCCACCCUACCUAUCUAAAGACAACAAAAGCCUUUGCAGAACUGGUGUACUUUCUAAAGCUACGCAAUUGAAUGAAUGGAAGUCAUGCAAUUGUUGGAUUACAGAAUUAAUUUAUGAAUGCUUCUGUAAAGAAUGGUAUUUAUGUGUAUUACAGGCAUAACUAUGGAUUUGUGCUGCUUGAAAUGCCAUGAAUAAACUUAUUCAGAUAGGAA
This is a messenger RNA of Protopterus annectens (West African lungfish), 2621 nucleotides long. RefSeq names its product membrane transport protein XK-like. Gene Ontology annotation, cellular component: membrane. Bases 1084 to 2427 code for a protein of 447 amino acids. Lineage: Eukaryota; Metazoa; Chordata; Ceratodontiformes; Protopteridae. The record is from RefSeq and is a predicted model, not a curated record. The transcript has 4 exons.